This is a messenger RNA of Funneliformis mosseae, 569 nucleotides long. Lineage: Eukaryota; Fungi; Glomeromycota; Glomeromycetes; Glomerales; Glomeraceae. The record is from the annotation of a GenBank genome assembly.
UAUCAUCAUCUGCUACUAUUGUAAAUCCAUUAUCUACAUCUCCGUUAUCUGAAGAAAUAGUAAUACAAAAUUAUAUGAUGUCUGAUAAAGAAGAUCAACUCGAGAUAUUGGAGGAUGAAGAAGAAAGUGAUGAGGGAAACCAAAGCAGUUAUAUAAUGUCUGAUGAAUUGUUUAAUGAAGAUCAACUUGAAGUAUUGGAAGAUAAAGAGAAAGAUGAUGAAGGCAAUCAAGACAGUCAUAUAAUAUAUGAUGAACUAUUUAAUGAGGAUCAACUUGAAGUAUUGGAAGAUGAAGAAGAUGAUGAUGAAGAAGAUUUAAUCAAAGGUUUACGGCUUCUCCAAAUUAAGGAUAGAUAUAACAUCUCAGAUGCUGCAUUUAACGAAAUUCUUAAAGUUUUAGAAAUUCCUGAAACAUCUAUUUACAAACUUAGAAAGUUUCUUGGAAAAAUUAUCCCAUUGGAACUGAAUCUUAUAGAUUGUUGUGUCAACUCAUAUAUAGCAUUUACUGGGGAGCUUUCUAAUGAGAACCAAUGUCUAGAAUGUAAAGAAAAUCAUUCAGGUCUAAUCUGA